Messenger RNA from Serpula lacrymans var. lacrymans S7.9, 948 nucleotides. RefSeq lists its product as uncharacterized. The transcript has 7 exons. NCBI's taxonomy places the organism in Eukaryota, Fungi, Basidiomycota, Agaricomycetes, Boletales, Serpulaceae. The coding region runs from base 1 to 948 and encodes 315 amino acids. The record is from RefSeq and is a predicted model, not a curated record.
AUGCCAGCAAAGCAAAUGGCAUUUUCAGGACUUGGCCCAAAUUCUGAACCUGUUUCUAUUCCCACAAGGCCACAAGGCGAGUCUUCUGAAACAGACGGGGCAGAACUAUUUGAUGACCAUUUGGAGAAUGAAAGUGACAAUGAAAUAAUGUUGGGAAAAGAGGUAGAGGAUGAGAGUGGGCUGCAGCUAAAGGACACCAUUUUGGAAGCACCCAUAAAUGCACAAAAACAAACCAAAAAGAAAAAUAAUCACCGAAGCAAAAUCAAUCCAUGCCUUGACUUUUUGAUUAACGCUGAUACACAGCCUGGAAAGCAUUGUCAAAGGCAGGUUUUUAACUUCUACUUUGACAACAUGGUAGCAGCUACUAAACAGCUCCACCGCUCUUGCCUCCCUAAGUAUACAAUGAACGACCAAGACUUUGCUCUUAUUGAUGCCCUCAAGAUAUGGAGAAUAGCAAAAACAACAGAAACUUAUGGACACGCUCACCUGGUCAACAUUGGUCCCUCUAUUAUCAUGACAGAUAGUAUUACAGACCGAGUUAUCCAUAGUGUGUCACAAAAUCUGGAGCAUGAAGGAGCUAGAUUGAGACAAAGUGGGCUGGAGCAACACCAAUGCGGCCUCUCACAGCUGCUCUAUCAAUGCCUCUAUCUACUUUGGCAACCAGGAAAAUUUGGUGCGGCACAUAUGGCCUCGAAGGCCACAACUGCAAAAAAGGCACGUUCUUUGCACAAUAAUAAGAAGAAUGAUUACAAAUAUUUUCCUCAUAUCUGCGUCUGCAUGUUUACUGGUAAGAUGACUCUGAAGCAAAUUCUUUUCUACAGUAAGAUUAUACAAUUCAACGCACCAGUCAACCCCACAAAAGUUCCCCGGUUUGCCUGUUGGAUUGACUACAAGGGAACCAACUUAGUGUCAGAGAAAAGACACACCGAAGACCAACUGGGUAUUUAA